Messenger RNA from Melitaea cinxia (Glanville fritillary), 2168 nucleotides. RefSeq names its product gamma-2-syntrophin (gene Syn2). The coding region runs from base 419 to 2035 and encodes 538 amino acids. Lineage: Eukaryota; Metazoa; Arthropoda; Insecta; Lepidoptera; Nymphalidae. The transcript is spliced from 13 exons. Gene Ontology annotation, cellular component: intracellular anatomical structure; dystrophin-associated glycoprotein complex. Gene Ontology annotation, molecular function: structural molecule activity; protein binding. The record is from RefSeq and is a predicted model, not a curated record.
CUUACUUGACUGUCGUGAAGAGUGUGUGUCGUUCGAGUUAAUAUUUAUAAAAAAGGCAUUUAUUAUUACGAUUUAACGUGUAAUAGGCGUUGCGUACAACAGUAGCUAUAGAAUGCUAUAUAUUAUUUAUAUAUGUACUUAAUAAUGUUAAUAAUAAAGCGUAAAACAGUGUAAAAUUGUAUUGUUUUGGUUCCAUUCAAGUCUAUUGAUUUAUCGUAUACCACUGACCCGUUUUUUCGUAUUUGUUAUGUGAAUCUCGUAAAUAUUUAAUAGUAGUCGCAAUAGGUCAGUGCCCCGCGUCGUAAUGAUCUUUUAGAACCGUGAUCAGACAGCGGAUGAAAUAGAGAAUGAACUGAUCUAUGUGAGAUUCGGUAAUUAGUUAAAAAAUUUGUUAUUUCGUUAUGGUGUAUAAUCCACAAUGAUGACACCCAUCGAGGAGAAGAAAGAUGAAAAGAUCCGCACAGGCAUGGUGCAAGUAUCCGAUGGUAAGUCGCGACCGCGGCCCGCGCGGCUCGUGCUCACGAUGGAGUCGGUGACGGUGCAGCGCGAGGUGAUCGUGCCUCCUCAGCUGCCUCGAGACAAGACCGUGCCGCAUGCCAGGGAGCGUAUGGUCCAAAUAACUCGUCAGAAAGUUGGCGGAUUGGGGCUCAGUAUAAAGGGCGGUGCGGAACAUAAACUGCCCAUUCUUAUCUCAAAGAUAUACAAGGAUCAAGCCGCGGAUCAAACGGGUCAGCUCUUCGUAGGGGACGCUGUAAUUAAAGUGAACGGUGAAUACAUAACCGCUUGUAAACACGACGAUGCGGUUAACAUACUACGAAACGCCGGAGACAUCGUCGUACUCACCGUUAAGCAUUACCGCGCCGCUACGCCGUUUCUGCAAAAACAAGCGGAUGGAGCGUCAGACACAGAUAGCAGCACGGGAGACGAACACCCGUCCCUACAUAACAAAGUAGAUGCCAAUUGUAAUAAUGAACGCACCGAAACUAAUGGGGGGUGGCAGAGUGCAUGGGACGGUGAUGAGAGCAGUCGACCGGGAAGUGCGGCGGGUUCGAUGCGCGGCUCGAGACCGCCGUCUGUGGCCUCCGACCGUCUCCCGGACGGCAGUAAGGAGUGGGUCGAUGUGGUUUCCGUACCUCUCAUGAUGGGCUACGUGACGCGAUACGUGUUCGGUACUGAUAAAUUAAGGCCAGGCGCUUUUGAGGUUCGUGGUGCGAGGCCUUCGCAGAGUACGGGCGUAAUCCACGUGGACGACCCCGCCGCGCUGUCGCACUGGCUCAAGGGCGUGUCCGACAACAUCACGGGCCUCACCAACCUGCAGAUGAAGCUGUUCAACCGACACCUGCCGGGGGGCGAGAGGAUCGAGUACAUGGGCUGGGUGCACGAGGGCGUGGUUGCUGCUGCCCAGUCCUGGCAGAGCUACCGGCCGCGCUUCCUGGUGCUGAAGGGGACCGACGUCAUGCUCUUCGACGUGCCUCCGAUGAACGUAACCGAGCUGGCCAAGUGUCCAGAAACGCUGAAGGUGUAUCAAACGAUGUUCCGAACGGUGAAGGAGAGCGAAAUGGUGGACUGGAGGCAGCACUGCUUCCUGGUUCAGAGCUCAGCUGGAAGUCUGUCAGCGCCGGGUCCUCGGUACUUCAGUGCGGAGACCAGGCACGAACUGCUGCGUCUGGAGGCCGCCUGGACCGCUAACAUCGUUAACUCCGUUGUGAGACUGGAGAAGAAGACGUUCACGGUGGUGCACGGCGGGCGCCCGGCGGGCCUGACGCUGGACUGGGCGGGCGGCUUCUCGCUCAGCGAGGGCGGGCCCGGCGCCGCGCCGCUGUGGGCCUACAGAUUUUCACAAUUGAGAGGAUCGAGUGAUGAUGGGAAGUCCAAGCUUAAGUUACACUUCCAGGACACCGAGACGAAGGUUAUUGAAACGAAGGAGCUGGAGUGCCAGAUCCUGCAGAGCCUGCUGUUCUGCAUGCACGCCUUCCUCACCGCGAAGGUGGCUUCCGUCGACCCCGCCUUCCUGGCCUCCAUCCAGCACCACUGAUCACUCGUACACACAUAUAAAUGUACAUACGUAUAUUUUGUAUGUAAAACAUAAUUUAAUUUGCUAAUUUUUAACGUCCUGUGACACUUAAUUUUCGAUUUUUUGGGUUAAAUCUAUUGAAAAUUUCCCUGAA